Messenger RNA from Vidua chalybeata, 12485 nucleotides. Its product is annotated as hydrocephalus-inducing protein homolog. The coding region runs from base 135 to 12257 and encodes 4040 amino acids. The transcript is spliced from 68 exons. Gene Ontology annotation, biological process: cilium movement; axonemal central apparatus assembly. NCBI's taxonomy places the organism in Eukaryota, Metazoa, Chordata, Aves, Passeriformes, Viduidae. Gene Ontology annotation, cellular component: axoneme. The record is from RefSeq and is a predicted model, not a curated record.
CCUGAAUUCGCAGAGCAUUGGUUUCUGCAAGGACUCCUGAACUGGCAGAACAUUGGUUUCUGCGAGGGAUUCCUGAAUUCUGGUGGAAGUUUUGUUGAGGCAUUGUCGCUCAUCUGCAACAUCCUCCUUCCAAAAUGGCUUCUGGAUCCCCGAAAAAGACACCGAGCCCUCGUCUUCUGCUCAGGGAAAGACUGAAGCCUGAGACUCUGCUUCCCUCUAAGUUCCAGAUUCUCAACAUCAAGAAGGAGGAUGCUCCCGACGGCACUGUGGGGAGUAUUCUGCCCAGAAUUAGCCCAUUUCUAGACAUGAGCGAGACUCGUCCAAAGCUGCCACCAGUUGCCCCGAAACAGAGCUUGUUUCGGGUUUCCCCACCAGAGAUGGUAUUUCAGAACUUCGUCGCCCAUGAGGUCUCUGAAAUGGCACUGUCCUUCAUGAAUAAGGACAAGAUUUCUCGGAUGGUGAAGGUCUGCAUGGAGAGCUCACCUUAUUUCGAGCUGGCGUGCCCCAGUGAUGUGUACCACAUCGUGCCACCGGGCGCGUCUGCCCGUGUGCGCAUCCGCUUCACCCCUGAUGAGAUCAAGGAUUAUUCCCACGAGCUCGUCUGCAUGACUGCAAAGGAAAGGAUAGUUGUGCCAAUUCGGGCCAUUGGUGCCAAAGCUAUCCUGGAAUUCCCUGACCACCUGGACUUCCUGAAGUGUCCAGUCAAGUACAGCACCCAGAAGACUCUGCUGGUUCGCAACACUGGUAACCUGGAAGCUCAUUACCAGCUGAGCACCCAGAGUCCUUUCUUCGUGGUUCCAGCCACGGGAACUCUGGGCGCUGGUGACAGCAUGCAGGUGACAGUGGGAUUUCACGCGCUGACGAAUGGUGACCAUUUCGGGUCCCUGGUAGCGUGCUGCAACACAGGUGAGUGCUGGGCCCUGCACAGGGCACAGGACAGUGAAGAAAGGAUCCACACAAAGCUCCAUGGAGAAGCUGUAGAUCUCAACCUUGGGUUGAGCACAAGUUCCGUGGAGGUUGAGAAGACUUUCAUCACCAUGUCAAACCACACAACCGUGUUCAUUCAAAACAGGAGUAACAUCACAGCCCACUUCCAGUGGAAGACUUUUCUUGAUGAGGAAGAUGAGAAUGAAGUGAAGAGGAGGCAGUGUAAUUCGCUGCACGUGCCAAGUGAGGUGUGGAUGGAAACCUUAAUGGAGGAGGAAAAAAUACGGAAGGUGAAGGGCUUUUGUGAAGAUCGCAUUGGCAUCCUGAAGAGCAUGGUCGAGGAGGAGGUGGCAAAGGUGCAACAAGACCCCAUGCUGUUCUCCGAUGAAGUUUUUUUCAUUGAGCCAUUGGAGGGAGAAAUUGGGCCGCAUUGUUCGGCCGAAAUCAAGGUGACCUUCAAACCCCUAAAGGCACUGAAGUACCAAAGUAUGGCUUACUGCAAUAUCUCAGGCCGUGAGAGCAGGAUGACCCUUCGCCUCAAAGGGGAAGGCCAAGGACCUUUGCUUGAAUUCAGCUGUCCUUCACUGAAUCUUGGGAAAAUUCUUGUUGACACCCUCCACGUCUCUGAGGUGAAGCUGAUUAACCAAGGAGCUCUUGAUGCUCCCUUCACCUAUAUCCCUUCAACCAGGAAGGGAUUCUGCUUCAAGUUUGCACCUGAGGAGGGCAUCAUUGCACCAGGUGGGAUCCAGACUAUUCAGAUCUCCUUCAAUGCCACCGUGCUGGGGAUGUUUGAGGAAGAAAUCCAGGUCAGUGUGGCUGGAUCUCCUACGCCUGCCAUCCUGACCAUCAGGGGGUGUGUCGUUGAACCGACUGUACGCUUCAGUGUCCAUGAUGAGCUCAGCUUCGGGGACAUCUCCUUUGGCUUUCCCUACACCAAGAGCUUUCGCCUGACUAACACCUGCCCGGUGCCCGUGACGUUCAAGCUCCGCAUGUUGGACGAUGACACGCAGCCUGCUGUGAAUAGCUGUGAUCAAAUACACAGCGACAGUGACCCAUCCGGGACGGAGGGAAUUCAUUUUUUCCCGGAGCCAAGAGAGUUUACAAUGAAUCCCAUGCAAGGGACCAUCCUCCCCCAGGGACACCGGGAUAUCAAGGUGACCAUGUGUUCCAAAACCGUGAUGGAAUUCUGCCGGAAAAUGCUGGUGGACCUGGAGGGUAUUGGCGAGGGAGUGGCAUCACUGACCAUCACAGCCAGGUGUCUGGUUCCUGAGCUGUACGUGUACCCUCAAAUCCUGAUGUAUGGUAAAUGCCAGCUGAAGGAGCCAUAUGAGAGGAAGUUCAUCAUUGGGAAUCCCACCGACCUUCCUGGCUGCUACAGGCUUAUUCCCCAGAAACGCGAGGAGGACUCUCCUGUGCUCUACUCCAGCCCCAAACCCUAUGGGAUUGUCCGGCCUCGCAGCACUGUAGAGAUUCCAGUUAUAGUCAAAGUCCAAACACUGGGCGAGCAUCGCACCAACGUUCUUGUCGGCGUGUUCGGGGAUGAGAGAAACCCACGGAGAAUAGAACUACAGAGCUCUGGAUGCCUGGCAAAAAUCUGCCUAAGUGAUCGCAAGAUAGACUUUGGCGAGGUCCCAUUAUUACAGCCUACUUCACGAAGCCUUACCCUCUUGAACAAUGGUCUCGUCCCUAUAGACUUCAGGCUAGAGAUCAAUCCCCCACCCCACUGCUUUGCCGUUGAGCCCAGAGAAGGAGUGAUCCCUGCUAGGGGCAAGGUUCCUGUGACUGUCACAGCAGCCCCGGAUGACACUCAGCUUUUUGCUGGCAAUGUCCAGCUGUUCAUUGGGAACAGCCUUUGGACCUCCUGUGCGGUGGAGGUUUUGGGCACUGGCACCACAAUUGUCACAGACAAGCCAUUAACCCCAGAGCUCAACUUGGGGUACCAAUUCAGCCACCUUCCCUGUAUUCGUCAGUUCAAGCUAACAAAUAGAGGCAACCGUGUGGAUUGGCUCUCAUGGAAAGCGAAAUGCUACAGCCCACCUAAGGGGAAGGACCAGAGUGUCUCAGCCCUCAGCAGCCCCAAAGAUGAUUCCCAGAGCCCCAAACGUGCCGCCCCCGUGUUUGAGGUGGAGCUACCGACGGGGAAGCUGCAGCCAGGCGAGUCUGUGGACAUGGUGCUGCGAGGCUUCUCCCGCAUCCCGCAGGAGGUGCAGGAUUAUGUGUUCUGUGAAGCUGCCAUUGAGAUACCCAGCCACAAAGAGAAGAUAAUAGAAACAAUCAUUACCUGCAAGUUCAUUCACCCCUCUAUAGAAGCAUCAGCCAGUCAAUUCUCUUUCCGGGUGGAGAAGAAACCCAGUGAUGUCCUGACACUGCAGUACCAGCCUUUGGCUUUAAAAAACACCUGCCUGCUGCCACUGGACCUUAUGCUGGACUUGGAGCAGCCAUUCCUGGUCUGUGAUGAGGACCAGAAGCCCCUCCCAGACGGCCAGCCUGUGACAGUGGGUGUAGGGGAGACCUGUCAUCUCUACAUCGCAUUUGACCCAGCUUAUAAACUGGAUUUUAAGAGCUGGAAAAUAGAGAAGGUUCUGAAGAUAGACAUGGUCAGGGGCCAUCCUUUUGUGGAGCGUAUCACCCUUCGGGGAGAAGUCCACUUCCCAAAUCUCCGAAUCCAGCCCGGCACCCUGGAGUUUGGCUGCAUCGUGGCUGGCACUGAAGAAGUGCGUUCUCUGGAGAUCACCAACCGCAGCCCACUUCCCGUCGAGUACCACUGGUCAUUCCAUUCGGACAGCCAGGUGAACAAGUUGAGAUAUGAGCCUUACCCACCUAAAUUCAAACCCCAACCACCAAAGGGGAAGAGAACCUAUUUGGAUUACCUGUCAUCUCAAUGGAGACAGUUCAAGAUUGGAAGGGAGGAGGCAGCCAGAGCCCUGAAAGAAUUGCAGGAUUUUAACCAAUCUUUAGGAACAGAGGUGCAAAUACAACUGCCUGAAUCCCCUCGCUUCCCACGAGAGUUGGUGGAAUUCAGGCACUCCGUGGACAUGCCACACACUCCCCUCGAAGUGGAGAAGGUGCAAAUACAACUGCCUGAACCCCCUCGCUUCCCACAAGAGUUGGUGGGAUUCAGGCACUCCAUGGACAUGCCACACACUCCCCUCGAAGUGGAGAAGGCUUUCAGUAUCGUGCCAGUGUCAGGUGUGCUGCAGCCGGGAGAGAGCCAGCAGGUCUCCUUCACCUUCUUUGGCCACCUCAACACUAUCUGCAAUGUCAUGGCGCUGUGCCACGUGGAGGGAGGCCCCACCUACGAGGUGGUGGUGACCGGAGAGGCCUCACGUGUCAGCUACUCCCUGAGCUCCCGGGAGAUCGACUGUGGCUCUCAGAUGUUUAAUGAAAUUCAUCACCGCACAGUCACCCUGGCAAACACUGGCAAGCCUGAAUUCAACUGGGUGCUAAAGCCUAGCACUGCCGACCAGCGUCUGCCUGGCGUGUUUCUGGUCAAGCCCACCACUGGCUCCAUUGCACGUGGCAAGAAGCAAGUGCUGAAAUUCUCUUACAUGCCGGGAUUACCAGGAGCCUUCAGCAGGACUUACCAGCUUAAAGUGGGUGACCUGGACCCAGAAAAUAUCUGCCUGAAAGGAGAAGCGUCCUUUCCCAUGAUCAGUGUGAACCUGCCCUGGAACAUCAAAGGAAAUGAAAAAGAUGAGAUCACUAAGAGUCAGACCUCGAAGACUCAGAAUCCGAAGACUCAGGGCCUGAAGCCCCACAUCCCUCGUUCUGGCAUUGUAUCAAACACUCAGCUGCAGAUAGAGAUGAUGAGGAUGCUGAUAGAGAAGCCUUCUCUGGAGCUGCAGGAAAAGCUCCCAUCCCAUGCCCUGAAGAGCAGGUUCCCUGAGAAGGGGCUGUGCCAGCGUCUUGUCAAAGUUAACCUGCUCGAGUAUGUCCUGGACAUGGGCCCUGUCCUUAAGGGUUACACUGAGACACACACUCUGAAGAUCACCAACCCUGGGCAGAUCUAUGUGUCCUUCCAGGUCAUUGUAUCUGUCCUGCAGGACACAGGUUUCAGUGUGGACCUGAACAAGAUGGAGGACCUGCCCCCCAACCACACCGUGGUGUUUGAAGUGCGCUUUGAAAGUGGCCACCAGCCACAGCGUGACGUGGAUGUGCUGCUGCCCAUAAAGGUGACAAAAGGCCCCACGUAUAACAUCCGCCUCCGUGCCACUGUGUCUGAAAUGUCGCUCGACCUCUCCAAGAAGAGACUGCACUUCUCUGACAUCCUCGUUGGGCAGUGCCAGGUCGAGACCAUCCGACUCUACAACUGGUUCCGAGUACCCUGCAAAUGGUCCAUCGAGCGUGUUCCGAAGAACAAUCACCUCAAAUACAUGACAGUACGUCAGAAGCGGCAGGCGCUGGAGGAUGAGCCCUGUCCCUUUGAAGUGACGCCCUCCAAAGGAACCCUUGGUGCAGGAAAGUGGCAGAACUUGCAAAUCCAGUUUACACCCGAGGCGGAGAGCUCUUACAGGAAUGAGCUGGAGCUUAACAUUUGUGGGAGCAGCAGUCACUUAAAGCUGCACCUCUCAGGAGAAGGUCUGGAGCCACGGUUGGAGUUCAGCCCCCCAGCACUAAAGAUGGGAUGGAUGCUGGUGGACAGUGAUGGGCUGGAGGCCACAGUGGUGGUGAAGAACCCAUGCAACUUCCCCAUUGAGUUUUACUCCCUGGAUUUUGAUGAGCAGUACCUUGAGGAGGAGAAGAUCCUGCGGAUGGCAGUGGGGUCCGAGUAUCAAAAGUGGUUUUUUAUGCCUCCACGUGCCGUGGGUGAGACGCUGCCCCCAGAGGUGCUGGAGGACCAUGAAGCACAGAGGAGGCCGAAGGCUCAACAGGCAGAGCUGAAGGCCAUGGCAGAGGCCAAGGCCAGGGCUGAGGCUGAGGCCAAGGCCAAGGGCAAGGCAGCACCAGCACAUCACAGGACUCUCACAUUCUGUCCUGAGUCCAUGCUGAAAGUGACUGGCAGUCCCAUCUCUCGGGCUGUCAUGCGCCACCUGGGCAUUGACCCGUCUUCAGAGAGGCGUGAAGCGCAGCAGCACAGAGGGAUUGUUGUCAUCCUCCAUGGGCCACCCUGGACAGGAAAGACAGAGAUAGCAGCAGGCCUGUGUCAGUAUUAUGACGCUGCUUACGUGUCCAUUGACACCGUGGUGAAAGAGGCCAUGGCCAACGAUGGGAGCCCAGCAGGGCUCUGUGCCCGGGAGCUCUGCACCAAGGCUGCCAUGGAGACAAAAGACAAAGACAAAGGUGAAAAGUCUCUGACCAUGAAUAAAGAAGCCUCUGGGGAAAAAAUCAGCAAGAAGGAUGCCAAAGGCAAGACCCCUUCAGCACAAAAGAAGAAGGAGCCAGGCAGCAAACUCGACAAAAAGGACACCAAGUUCACAGUUUCCACUGCUCCUGCGCCGCAGCAGCUGAACAUCAGCAGCAGUCAUGGGGAAGAGCUGAACUGCUUGAGCUGUGUGCUGCCCGAGGACCUGCUGGUGGACAUCCUCAGUGAGAGGCUGAAGUGUAAAGACUGCUACAAGGGAGUGGUCUUUGAUGGCUUGGAAAGCCUCUUUGCAAGCAGCCUGGAAUCUUCUCUUCUCUGUGUACUCAAAGCUGUCAAAAAUCGUCGUCACAUCUUCAUAUUGAACCUGCAUCAGGAUUAUGCUUCUUGGAAAGCCAGGGUUGAAGCUGAAAGAGAGAAGAAAGAACUGCAGUGGGAAAAAGCUAUUGAGAGGAAGAGAAAACCUUUAUUGCAAAUGACUGAGGAUGAGUAUGACGCCCUCCCUGAGAAGAAGAAAGCAGAAGUGGAUAAAAUAUUCCUGGAAUGGGCGCGCAUACGGAGGAAGAGGCAACUGAAGCAGCUGGCUCAAAAGCUUGAGGAGGAGGCAAAAGCCUUAGAGGAGGAAGAGAGGCGGAAGGAAGAAGAGAGGCAGAAGGAGGAAGAGAAGCGGAAGAAGGAAAAGAAGGGUGUCUCUGUGGGGAAGCAACCUCCAAAACCAGAGAAGGGGAAAACCAAAAUCCCAGAGAAGAAGGAAAGCAAAAUCCCAGAAAAGAAGGAAAGCAAAAUCCCAGAAAAGAAGACAAGCAAAAUCCCAGAAAAGAAGGAAACCAAACCCCCAGAGAGGGAGGAAACCAAACCCCCAGAGAGGGAGGAAACCAAACCCCCAGAGAGGGAGGAAACCAAACCCCCAGAGAGGGAGGAAACCAAACCCCCAGAGAGGGAGGAAACCAAACCCCCAGAGAGGAAGGAAACCAAACCCCCAGAGAGGAAGGAAACCAAAAUCCCAGAGAAGUGGAAAUACAAAGCCCCGAGGAUGAGCAAAAUCAUAAUCCCAGAGAAAGGGGAACCCAAAGCCCCAGAGAAGGGGAAACCAAAGGCCCCAAAGAAGGGGGAAACCAAAAUCCCAGAGGACCUAUCUGAGAUGGAGAAUUUGAUCCUGAGGUUUCAGAUCUAUGAGUCAUCACAGCAGAACGUUGCAGAGCUUUCCUCCUACUGGGACAGGGUUCAGGGUACCAUGCAGUUACCUGUGAUCCCAAAGGAAAACAACUCCCAGUCUUCACCUGUAAAGAAAGGUCAGAAGACCAAUAAGCCUCAGGAGAAGGUGGAGAAGGCUGAACAAAAAAGGAGUCUUCAGUCAUCUCAGCUGGAGAUGCAAAGCGAAGUUGCAGAGGGGGCAGUCAGAGACGAGCAUGUCGGGGUGCCGUGCCUGGACAUCCAGGUCUCAGAUCCGAAGGCCACGAUCAGGGAGAUCCUGAGGGAUGGGACGCUGCCAACGGAAGACGAGGUGCUGCAACAUGUGGGACUGCAUCCCGACGGGCCUCCCCUGCCCCCUGCUGCUGUGCUCUCCAUAGUCGAGUACCCAGAGGAGCGGCUGGCCUCUGCAGAGCGCGUGGAGCCCUUCACCAUUGGGGCACCGGGAGGUGCUGCUGUGGAAGACAGUCUGGCCAAGGCCCCUGAUGUGAAGGACAGUUCUGCUGAGGGCCGACCAAAGACAGGUAAAGCAGCCAGCAGAGACAGCUUUGCAAAGGAGAAGCAGAUCUCCACACGGAGAACAGAAAGUCCCUGGGAUUCCUCUGCAACAAGAUCCAAAGGUACACUGGAAAGUGCCUCAGUCCCCACAGAAUUCCUCAGGCUGAAACGGUACCGGUGGAUAGUGCCUGCCCACGGUGAGGUGGAACUGAAGGUCCACUUCUCCGCCAAAAAGCCAGGGAAGUUUGAGCAGACACUGAGGUUUGAGCUCGUGCAGACAAAGCGCCAGUACGAGCUGCCCUGCCGUGGCACCGGCCUGUACCCCAGCAUCAGCCAGAACCCACGGGUGGUGUUUCCACAGUGGAGGGAGACCAUGGAGGAAGAUGAAAUCAUCUUCAAGGAAUAUGUUGAGAGCACAAAGCAAUUCCACUUUGGGCCGCUGCUGUGUGGGAAAUCAAGAGACUGGUACAAGGCCCAGAACUGUCCCAGCAACUCGGAGAAUAUAACCAUCCUCAACAACUCCCCCAUGGACGUAGAGGUCCAGUUCUCCUUUGAGAAUGAUGGGAAAGCAGAGACGUUCCUUUUGGACCCUCCCAGCAUGGCACUGAAACCAAAGGAGAAGCAGGAGCUGACCAUUUGGGCAUACCCCACUUCCCCUGGCUUCCUGGAAGACAAACUCAUCUGCAGCAUUGGGAAGAACCCGGACCCAGUGGUCUUCAGCCUGUGCUGCCAUGGGGUGCACGUGAAGCUGGAGGUCAGCCCCCUGGAGCUGUCUUUUGGCAAGCUGCUUCUGCACAGGACUGACAGCAGGACCUUGGUCCUGAGAAACGGCAACCUGCUGCCCAUGGCCUGGCAGCUCAGCGGGCUGGAUGACCUUGCUGAGGACUUCUCCUUGUCCCAAGAUAAAGGCACCAUUGAUCCCCGCUCAGAGUUUGAAGUGACAGUGCAUUUCAAGGCCAGGCAGAUUGGCAGCAUUAAGAAGACCCUCCGACUAGAGGUUUCAGAUACAGAAAAUGUCCUGGGGAUUGUUCAGGCUGAAAACAUCAAAAUCUCUGCAGAGGUCUAUGAGGUUUCUCUGAGCAUUGACAUGCCCAAAGGUUCAGAUGGAAGCUUGGAAUUUGGAACCAUUAAUGUCCUGGAUAAUGUGAAGAAAGUCCUGAGGCUAAAGAACAAAGGGGUAUACAACAUUGAGUACAGUUUCACGCUGAAGGGUGCAGGUCCCGGGAUGCGAAAAGUGGCAUCCUACUUCACUGUUGAGCCUCAGUCAGGCAUGCUGACUGCCUCCCAGCCUAGUGUGAAUAUUGAGAUACUCUUCCACCCCACAAGUGAAAUCCUCCUCAAGAACAAGCCCAUCCUGUACUGCCAGGUGAUAGAUGCCAGCUCAGGUGAAGGAGGCCAGGUUGUCACCAACAUCCCAGUGAUGGUGUCAGCAAAAGCUGAGUACAGCAAGUACAGCAUUGAGCCUGCCUCACCCAUCGACUUCGGUGCCGUGAUCAAGGGCACCAAGGAGACCCAGACUGUCGUGCUGGAGAACAAAGGCAUGCUCGGCUUCAAAUUCCGCAUCCACCGAGCGCCCAAGGAGGCAUCUGCAUUGGAAAGCAAAAGUUCAAAGCAAGGGGAAUCUGCUCCAUUGCCUACAAAGCACUCAGCAAAGAAAUCAAGCUCCUUGACACAGGGUCACCUCAAUCUUGGCAUGUUCACGGUGUCCCCCUGCUCCGGCUCCAUCCGUCCCCGGGGCCAGCAGAAGAUCACAGUGGAAUGCCUCGCAGAGCAGGAGGGGACAUGUGAGGAGCAGCUCUACAUUGACAUCCUGGGCAGAGACCCCAAGGACAAUCCCCUCGGCAUUCCCUUUACCUUGAUUGCCGAGUCCUGCGUCCCAGGACUCAUUGAAGAUGUCACGUUAAUCUUCAAGGAGUACCCGAUCUGCAGCAGCACCGACCUCAGACACAAGAUGCAGUCGGUGAAAGGCACGGGCCUGUUUGUCAGAGAUGAGAACAGAUUCAUCUUCAACAAUGUUCUGGUUGGGCAAGAGGCUGUAGCUCAUUUCAGUAUCUAUAGUGCGAGCAGUCUGCCAUGUGACGUGGUCCUCUCCAUCAAACCCCUGCCUGGAAAGGAACAAAUCCCUAUCAAAAACAUUUUCAAUUUGGAUCCAGUCAAGAUGUCCGUUCCUGGCUCAUCCUAUGCCGUUGCUACGGUGACCUUCACCCCGCCAGAUGAGCAGAACUACAACUGCACAUUCACGGCUUCCCUUGUCAUCCCAAAAGGCUCUGUGAAAAUCAAACCCCAAACCCUGACCUUCACCAUCAGCGGGAGGGGGCACGAGCCGCAGCUGACAGUCGUGUGCCCGAGUGCUCGCAGCGAGAGGGGAAACGCCGUGCUGCGCUUCAAGAGGCUCCGGCUGGGGGAUUCAGAGACACUGCCCCUGGUCAUCCGUAACAACGGCAGCAUACCUGUCAAGUUUAUGUUACACCUGGAGGAUAAGCAUGGAGCGUUCUUCUUGAAAGGCAGGGCCUCCGCACUCAGGAUAUUCCACACUGAAGAUGUGGAAGAGGACUCCGUUGGAAACGAGAGCAAGCCCCCAAAGAAGUCUUUCUUCCUUCUGCAUUGCGGGCAAUCGACAGAGUUUGAUGUCAUUUUCAAACCCACGCGGGCUCGACGUCUGGAAGGGGAGAUUUGUCUCUUCAUGGGGGACAUCUGCUCUAACAAAACCCUAGCAGAGCUGGUGGGUGAAGGCCACAAGGAUAAAUUCACCCUCGAUGGCCUAGAGGAAGACACAACGGAGGGGAAUGCUGAGAGCAGUCUGAAGAAAGACAUCAUUGAUGCUGUCAGAAUGAAUCACCUCCAGUUUGGGGACUGUCUUGUCGGGAAGCGCCGCAGCAGGACCUUCACCAUCACCAACCACACCCGUAGGAAGGUCAUGCGCUUUGAGUGGGAGGCAGAUGCCCCAUUCCAGUUCUCCCCCAAGGUGGGACACCUCCAUCCUGGCUGUGCCAAGGACAUCACAGUGACUUUGAAAUCAGAUGUCCCAGCCACCUUCAGGAGGCACCUUGUGAAAUGUAAGGUGACCAAGAUCAACUUUGAGCUGCCACAAAGGGAGGUUCCUGACUGGGAUGACCGAAUGUGCACUGUCUCAUGGAAGAGUACCACCAGGAAAGACCCGGAAGACAAAUUCCCUAAAAUAGAGAAGGUGGUCGAGAUAGACCCAGAACCGGCUCACACUGUGGUGGAGGAGAGCAGCCAGGAGGCCGAGGUGUACCUCAGUGCCGUUGCUGCCCACAAGCAGUUGAAGCUGAAGACGAUGGUGGUUCAGUUCAAGGAUACCCGGCCCUCCCAGACAAGGACAGCCACUUUCAAAAUUCACAACGCAGGGAAGGAAGCCCUGGAGUACUCCUGGGAUUAUGCCGCAGAUAGAGAACCAGUGAACAAGCCAUUCUCACUCACUCUGAUGCGUCGGUUCCUCUCCGAUGAAACUGUAAAGCAUCGCAGAAAGCUGCUGCUUAGUUACUGGUGGGACCUGGAACAUCCUCCUAAGAUAGUUCCUAAAGUGCGGCAGCGGCGGCCUGACAGGAGGCUGCGGUUAGCCAGAUUGCGGCAGGAGCGGCGAGACCGGCAGUGGCGCUGGGACUGGAUGUGGCAGUGGCAGCGGCAGAAUAAGGAGAUGCAGGAACUGAGGCUGCAGCUGCUGCAGGAAUUGGAGCAGCAGCAGCGGGAUUCCAAGCAGCAGCAGCAGCAGCGGGAUUCCGAGCAGCAGCAGCAGCAGCGGGAUUCCGAGCAGCAGCAGCAGCAGCAGGAUUCCGAGCAGCAGCAGCAGCAGCAGGAUUCCGAGCAGCAGCAGCAGCAGGAUUCCGAGCAGCAGCAGCAGCAGGAUUCCGAGCAGCAGCAGCAGCAGGAUUCCGAGCAGCAGCAGCAGGAUUCCGAGCAGCAGCAGCAGGAUUCCGAGCAGCAGCAGCAGCCCAAGCAGCCAGAUCCUUCCAAGAAGAAACGCCGCUCAAAGCAAAAGCAUGUCUCUCUGCAGCCUGUCAGUUCCUCCCUGGAAAUCUUCCCAGAUUUCACCCAUGACGUGCCACUGUUCUCCAUCAACCCCUCCUGUGGCGUCCUUGCUCCUGGCCAGAAGCAGACCUUUCAUGCGCAGUUCUCCCCAAAGUGUGUGGGGAAUUUUAAGGCCACCGUGCUGUGCAGGAUUCCUAACCUGAAGCCAACUCAGAAGAGGGUGCGGGUGAUUUUGAAAGGCAGAGCCCGGGAGGAGAAGAGUCUUGGUAAACCUGAAGAGUCUGUGUUACGGCAGACAGAGCAAGGCCAGAGACCCGAGAAGCAGGUGCACGGGAAACUACCACCUGAGUGACAGCAUCUGUGUCAGCUGGAGCAUCCGGCAGGAGCCGGCAACAUCGUCUCUUCUGCUGCUGAUGGUCUCCCACCCUUCACCGGAGACCUCUGCAGCUACCCUUCCAAGCUCCAGUGAAGACCUCUCACUUACCUUUUAGUUACCUAAGUUAAUUAACUAAUUGUUAGUUGUUAAUCAAUUGUUCGUUAAUUGUUAAUUAAACAAUUGGCAAUAAAUCGUUAAUUGUCA